GGAAAGAAGGAGAGGGACUUUCACUUUAUGCAAAUUCUACACAACAUUUUUUGGGGAGCUGACUCCACCCCACUGCUAUGGAAACGCACGUGCGUGUGUGAGCGUGAGUGUGAGUGUGUGUAUGUGUGUGUGUGUGAUUGCGCGCUCUUUCCUUUAAUUCUCCCCCAGCCUAAGGACAGGCAGGAGGAUAAACCCGGAGCAGAAGCAGCGCCAGCUCAGUCUGAGAGAGAGAGGGAGAGAGAGAGAGAAGGGGAGGGGACUGGACAGCACCGGACAGAGCCAGGGUUCGCAGCCCCGCCGACUUUGCUCUUUAAAUUGGUCUCAAAGCCGAUUACAGCUGAUCUCCCACGUGACGUUUUACCUUCUGUCUCACCCAGAGCGAAUUGCUCAGGGACAAUCCUCCUUGGGCUGCGGUGCUUCUCCCCAGCUCGACCGCACCGCGGUUUGUGGCACGAACUUUUUUAGGGGGGUGGUGGUGGUGGUGGUGGUGGUUGGGGGUGGGAGGACGGCAGCGGGCAGGGCCGGGCGGAGCCAGUAAGAGGCUCUGACCGCAGACAGUCCGGCCUCCCGGGGAGCCCAGAGGUCCCUCUCGCCGAGCCCGAGGACUGAAGCCGUGGCUGCAGCAGCAGCUCCAGCAGCAGAGAGAGCGUCCGAGAGUCCCCUAGACGCCAGUGCCCGAGGGGAGGACAGGGCACUGGCCAUCUCCUUAGGGUCAAGCGGCUGCAGUAAAGCCAGGGGGCGUCUAGCCCUCGAGGAGGAGCAGGGGAGCCCCUGGCCGCACUGCACCCUAACGCGGGGAAGUGGAAAGCGGCGCGGGGCUGUCCCCUCGGAGGAGGGGUGGGGGAACUUGCACAAAGAUGCCGAGGGGUCCCCCGAGCUAGGGGCCCGCCAAGGACUCGAGCCCCGCUACCGGCCGGUCGGGUCCGGGCCCCCCUAGCCAUGCAGAAGAGCGUGCGCUACAACGAGGGGCACGCCCUGUACCUGGCUUUCCUGGCCCGCAAGGAGGGCACGAAGCGCGGCUUCCUGAGCAAGAAGGCGGCAGAGGCGAGCCGCUGGCACGAGAAGUGGUUCGCCCUUUACCAGAAUGUGCUCUUCUACUUCGAGGGCGAGCAGAGCGGCCGGCCAGCCGGCAUGUACCUGCUGGAGGGCUGCAGCUGCGAGCGGGCUCCCGCCCCGCCCAAGGCAGCGUCUGGGACAGCGGGUGGCAAGGACGCCCUGGACAAGCAGUAUUACUUCACUGUUCUCUUUGGUCAUGAAGGUCAGAAACCACUGGAGCUCCGAUGUGAAGAGGAACAUGAGGGUAAGGAGUGGAUGGAUGCCAUUCAUCAAGCCAGUUAUUCAGACAUUCUGAUUGAGAGAGAAGUAUUAAUGCAGAAGUACAUCCAUCUAGUUCAGAUCGUAGAGACAGAAAAAAUUGCAGCUAACCAACUCCGACAUCAGCUUGAAGAUCAAGAUACUGAAAUUGAAAGACUUAAAUCAGAGAUUGUUGCUCUUAAUAAAACCAAGGAACGAAUGCGACCAUACCAGGGCAACCAGGAAGAUGAAGAUCCAGAUAUCAAAAAGAUUAAAAAGGUUCAGAGCUUCAUGCGAGGAUGGUUAUGUAGAAGGAAAUGGAAAACCAUUGUUCAAGAUUACAUUUGUUCUCCCCAUGCUGAAAGUAUGAGAAAGAGAAACCAGAUUGUUUUCAACAUGGUUGAGGCUGAGUCAGAGUAUGUACAUCAGUUGUACGUUCUUGUUAAUUGUUUCCUUCGCCCUUUAAGAAUGGCUGCCAGCUCCAAGAAACCUCCAAUUACCCAUGAUGAUGUCAGCAGCAUUUUCCUCAAUAGUGAAACCAUCAUGUUCCUCCAUGAAAUAUUUCAUCAAGGACUAAAGGCAAGGAUUGCUAAUUGGCCUACUUUAAUUUUAGCUGACCUUUUUGAUAUUCUGCUACCAAUGCUUAACAUUUAUCAAGAAUUUGUCCGCAAUCAUCAGUACAGUCUUCAAGUGCUAGCCAAUUGUAAGCAAAACAGAGAUUUUGACAAACUCUUGAAACAGUAUGAGGCCAACCCUGCCUGUGAAGGGAGAAUGUUGGAAACUUUCCUGACCUAUCCCAUGUUUCAGAUACCCCGGUAUAUUAUAACACUCCAUGAACUUCUUGCUCAUACCCCUCAUGAACACGUGGAAAGGAAGAGUCUGGAAUUUGCAAAAUCAAAACUAGAAGAACUGUCAAGGAUAAUGCAUGAUGAAGUGAGUGAUACCGAGAACAUACGGAAAAACCUUGCCAUAGAAAGAAUGAUAGUGGAAGGCUGCGAUAUAUUGUUAGAUACCAGCCAGACUUUCAUUCGACAAGGUUCUCUCAUUCAAGUCCCUUCAGUUGAGAGGGGGAAACUUAGUAAAGUUCGCCUGGGCUCAUUGUCUUUGAAAAAAGAAGGAGAAAGACAAUGCUUCCUAUUUACCAAACACUUUUUAAUUUGUACAAGAAGUUCAGGAGGAAAACUGCACCUACUGAAGACAGGUGGUGUUCUCUCUCUCAUAGAAUGCACCUUGAUUGAGGAGCCUGAUGCAAGCGAAGAUGAUUCAAAAGGUUCUGGGCAAGUGUUUGGACACCUGGAUUUUAAGAUUGUAGUGGAGCCUCCAGAUUCUGCUCCCUUCACAGUUGUCUUGUUAGCACCUUCUCGACAAGAAAAAGCUGCAUGGACAAGUGACAUAAGUCAGUGUGUUGACAAUAUUCGGUGCAAUGGCUUAAUGACAAUAGUAUUUGAAGAAAAUUCCAAAGUGACCGUGCCACAUAUGAUUAAGUCUGAUGCCCGUCUUCACAGAGACGAUAAAGAUAUCUGCUUUAGCAAAACAUUAAAUUCCUGCAAAGUGCCCCAGAUUCGCUACGCCAGUGUGGAAAGACUCUUGGAAAGGUUGACAGACUUGCGUUUUCUCAGUAUUGACUUUCUCAACACUUUUCUGCAUACUUACCGUAUCUUCACCACAGCAGCUGUGGUCCUGGAGAAGCUGUCUGACAUAUACAAGAGACCUUUCACAUCCAUCCCCGUCAGGUCUCUGGAAUUGUUUUUUGUUACCAGUCAGAACAAUCGAGGUGAACACUUAGCAGAUGGGAAGUCGCCAAAUCUGUGUCGAAAAUUCUCCUCUCCACCCCCAUUGGCAGUAUCCAGAACUUCUUCCCCUGUUAGAGCCAGAAAGCUGUCGUUGACUUCCCCUCUGAACUCAAAAAUUGGAGCCCUAGACCUGUCUGCUUCCUCCAUGACCAGCAGUCCUACCUCAACGUAUAGCCCUGCUACAUCCCCACCACCCCACACUGGUAAAGUACCAUUGGAUCUUAGCAGAGGCCCUUCUUCUCCAGAACAAAGCCCCGGACCUCUAGAAGAGAAUUUAGAUAACCCCCGCAUGGAUCUGUGUAACAAGCUAAGACGAAAUAUCCGAAGAGCAGCUGUUCUAGAAUCCGUGUCGGGGGACCGAUCGAUUUCGGAAAGUACUCCAGCUAUGGAAAUUGCUGAACUUUCACCGUGCAGAUCACCUUCAACUCCUAGACAUUUAAGAUAUCGUCCACCUGGAGGACAGACGGCUGAUAAUACCCACUGCUCCGUUUCUCCUGCCUCUGCUUUUGCUAUUGCUACAGCUGCUGCAGGACACGGGAGUCCACCAGGAUUUAACAAUACUGAGAGAACCUGCGACAAAGAAUUCAUAAUACGCAGAACAGCCACCAACCGAGUACUGAAUGUUCUUCGUCACUGGGUCUCAAAGCACUCACAGGAUUUUGAACUCAACAAUGAACUCAAGAUGAAUGUCCUAAAUUUGCUGGAGGAAGUCUUGAGAGACCCUGACCUUCUACCCCAAGAAAGGAAAGCUACAGCCAAUAUCCUGAGAGCCCUUUCUCAAGAUGAUCAAGAUGAUGCCCACCUCAAAAUGGAGGAUAUAAUCCAAACGCUUGACAGUCCUAAAGCAGAAUGCUUCGAAACUCUGUCAGCCAUGGAACUUGCCGAACAGAUCACACUAUUGGACCACAUAGUGUUCAGGAGCAUCCCCUAUGAAGAAUUUCUUGGGCAGGGUUGGAUGAAAUUGGAUAAAAAUGAAAGAACACCCUACAUUAUGAAAACCAGCCAGCACUUUAAUGAUAUGAGUAACCUUGUGGCCUCCCAGAUAAUGAAUUAUGCUGAUGUCAGCUCCCGGGCCAAUUCCAUUGAGAAAUGGGUUGCUGUUGCUGAUAUCUGUCGCUGCAUGCACAACUACAACGGAGUGUUGGAAAUCACCUCAGCCUUAAACAGGAGUGCAAUCUACAGGCUGAAGAAAACCUGGGCCAAAGUCUCUAAACAGACAAAAGCUCUUAUGGACAAACUUCAGAAGAUUGUAUCUUCAGAAGGAAGAUUUAAAAAUCUCAGAGAAACACUCAAAAACAAUUGUAACCCCCCUGCAGUCCCUUAUCUUGGAAUGUACCUAACUGACCUGGCGUUUAUUGAAGAAGGAACACCAAAUUUUACUGAGGAAGGCCUUGUCAAUUUUUCAAAAAUGAGAAUGAUAUCACAUAUUAUCAGGGAGAUACGCCAAUUCCAGCAGACUUCCUACAGGAUAGACCACCAACCAAAGGUCACUCAGUACUUGCUGGACAAAACUCUCAUCAUAGAUGAGGAUACCCUCUAUGAGCUGUCACUAAAGAUCGAGCCUCGACUCCCGGCUUGAUGAGCCAGCUUUGCCCCUGAAUCUACAGAGAGCAUCCACGUGAAGAGACGGAACUGUGCCUGCCAUGCCUGCACCAUGGGUGGGAAAGGGAUGGGAUUUCAAGCUCCAGACUCCUCCAACCACGACAGAGGCUCCCAGAACUUCUGUCUCACGCCAGGAGAACAGAGCUGUUUAGGGGGCAUGGCCGAUGCUUCAGACUUGGGCAGGAGGCUGGCAAAGUCGGUGCUUUGCAAAGCGAGAAUGGUAUUUUGCCUCUCAUAGAAAGGCCUGAGUAGAGAAGGAAGGCCUUAGUCCCACGUGGUGGGGGUUGCUGAUUUCUUGGGGGAAUAACUGAGGAGGCAAAUCUGACGCCCCCGUGUUCCGUUGAGAGCCCGGGGGCAGAGAGAGAUGUUUCUCUGGCAUGUUACUUCACAGGGAGCAUCUACGAACCCAACCUUAGGAUACGUGGGCUUUCGUUCCAUUUACUUUCAAACGAGUAACAGCUAAACAGAAAAUGUCGUCCUCUUGGGUGGGAGAUGCCCAGCCCUAAACUGUCUCCGUUUUUAAUAGCAUGUGCGCUGUUGCAAGUGUGUAGAUCAAUAUUUAUCUUUAGGUAAUCUGAUGUUCCGAAUCCAUCUUUUCUGUCUUUGGGCGGCCGUACAGAGGCACCGGGGUGGGAUGGGGAAAGAGAACAAAAGAUGAAAUAGAUUUGACUCUCAGACGGACUCUCAGACUCUUCUGCCUCUCAGGAGGAGCCGUUCUCUCUUUGAUAGAGGGGCCAAGCUCCGGGGAGCUGAAAGAAGGGACUCUCCUCGUCCUCGUCCUCGUCCUCUGCCUGAUUUCUCUUCUCGAGGAGGAUCAGGAGCUCUGGCUGCUCACUGUGCCCCCCGGCGAUCUCUUCCUUUCCUCCUUGCCUCCCACCACCCUAGAGGGAGCUGCAGGAAUGGUGUGAGAAUGUUGGCUUUACAUUUUUUUUUCCCUUGCUCCUUGCUCAAUAUUGCCUCUGCUUGUUUUCUGUAUUUCUACCUGGAGAAUGUGGGAUUCCGUUCUGGUCGGAAUUUUUUGUUUUUAAAGGCAAAUGAAUCCUGGAUUAUGAACAUCUAAGACCAGAAAAGGCUUUGUUUUGUUUUGUUUUUUUUUUUAAUAAUACUUUUAAAGUCCUGAGCUUCUUACUGCAUGAUUGGCCUGUGGAAUCCCCUCUGGGCAGCCAUCUCCGAUUGCCCAAGGAGAAACUAAGCUAACUUUCCCCCCAAACUAUCUGCUAGUGAAGAAAUAGAGCCUUGUAUUUGUUUACCUCUCUUCUUUUUGUAGGGAGACAGCUGCUGUUUUUAAUUAUAAAGGAGGAAAAGAAGUUGUUACCCUAGCCUUUUGCAUAUGACUUAAUCUCUAAGAGUCAGGAAGCUUCUUAAUGCUGACAAUGAAGAAUUGAUCUUGUGGGCUUGAUUUUUUUUUCUUCUUUAUUUGCACUUUAAUUUUGUCGGGAGAGCUAAGAGCUGUCCAAUAAAUUCCACUCACAGUCUCUUAAGACUAGGUGGAAGGACUGAUGUUGAGGAUGUACCUUUUGUGGCAGUGAAUGUCCUCAUGUUUUCUGUACCUCAAGGACCAUCUCUGUAAAUAACUACAUAACAAAACAUCAAGUAAAUACUAGGAACUCAAUUUAAAAUCUUUGGCGUCCUUUCCAGAAGCAUCAUGAGUAGUUUUGAAUUAACUAGCACGCUAACAUUAUACCCAGAUGGGUCAUUUAGAAAUAUUCUCUUUUUCUUUUAAGAAAAAACAUUGCCUGUCCUUUUAGAGUAUGAAAUAAGAGGCUAAUGCAUCCUGAUGCAUGAUAAGAAGCAUGGGGUCUUUGGAUCACAAUAACAUGCAACUGUAUAGUUCAUUUAUCAAUUGUGCAUCAUACGAAUUUGAAAUUAACAGCUGCCAACUACAUAUAAUACCACAAAGUCUACAGUGGAGAAGGAAAAAAUAGAUUGCCCCAUUUUUUACUAGAAACACUUGCUGCUUGCAAAAAAAGAUAAGAGUUGAAUAUAUGAGAAUAUGAAAUCAGAAGGUGGUGUAUAAUCAAGAUACUGGCUAAAUAAUGAUAGAAUUGGUGUAUAGGCUGUAAAUUCUGCCCUGUGGGACCAGACAGACCCCAGCAGGGAAAGAAGGACUGACUAUGUGCACCCUGACUGUGUACCCAUCACAUUUUUCUCCUGAUUUCCCAUCCACAUCUGAAUUGCAAAUCUGGGUACAUUUUAUUUCUCUGUUCCAAAUGGCUCAAGUGUCAAUACACAGCCUCUCUACACAUUAAGUUCAAAUUAUUAGAGAAAAAUGGGAACCAGAAAUCUCUUAAGUGGUCAUCCUACUAAAACAGGUUCAAGGGAUGCAGUGAUCCAGUAGCUACUUUCAAAAAACAUUCUUUGUAGCUUCCUCUGUAUCUGCACAGGCUAAGCUGGUGCCAUUGCCAACCACAUUCCCUGUCCAUGUUUGGCUCACAUCUUCCAGCCCAGUGGUUCUUGACCUUUUCUUGUGUCACAGACCAGACUCCCCCAUGACAGUCUGGUGAAGCCUAUGGGUCUCUCUCAGAUUAAUGUUGUUUGUUUGUUUGUUUGUUUUAAUGUAUAAAAUGCAAAGGGAAACAAAAUAGUUAUUAAAAAUUAUCCUUAAAGCUCACAGAGCAGAUUAAGAACCCUUGCUCUAGAAUAAUGGGCAAGAGCUGUGUGAAGGGAUAAAUGGGGUCCAACAUCAUGUUUUUACAAUUAUAUGCCUCUUGUAACAUGCCCCACACCUGAACAGAAUUACUAUGAAUGGAUUGAGGUAAAAAUAUAUCCUCAGAGAAGGUCCUAAAGAUUUUCUUCUCCAUUUUUAAGCCAACUGAUAUAGGAGACUUUUAUUUAAAAAAAAAAGGCUUUAUGAUGCCUUCAUUCAGUGACCAAACUAGAACCAUCUUGUUGGGUCUUUGUCAUUUUUCCUUGGCAUAUAUGAAAUAUUGUAGGCCAUGAGCUGUGGUAACCAUUACCUCCCUUAAACCCUAUUGUUCCUUUGUUGUUGGAUAGUUAGUCCCAUCAGGAUAUGGGACCACUUUUGGAUUCUGAUUAUAUGGGCUGUCACUUCACUUCCAAAUGGAAGACAUGAGAAAAAUGUACAAAUAUUUUAAAAACAAACUGCAAAUGCUCACAUAGGGAAAAUGUACACAAUAUGUAUGUGCUAAAGUCAAACUCUAGUUUCAUGCUUCUGCCUUAAUACCCACAAUUUCCAUGAAAUUAUCUUGGAGUUUAUAGGGAAUAUUUUUUGAUAAGAAAUAAUACAUCCACUUUUGCUACAGGAGCUCAUCUCUUGCUAAAUCAGAUAAUGUUUUUUGACAUAAUAAGGUAUGAAGUAGUAGAGUAGUGUCACCUUCCCUUAAUAUUUCAGUGAAAUAACUCAGUGUAGGUAUUUAGAAUUGCUUGGGGGCAACUUAAUUCAACCACCAUUCAACAAAGCAUCCAUUUGUUAUUUGGUGGAUUUCUAUAAAAGUGAAAGCUAUCAUAAAAAGAAAGUAAACCCUUCUAUUCUGAAUAAUUUGGAAUAGACAAAGAAUUCUCCAGUUUUGAUUUUGUAUAGUGAGCAAGCAAGCUUAUCUCCUUUUCAAAUUAAAUAGAAUCUUGGCUGGAUAAGAGUUCAGAAAUUUACAAAAUUUUAAGGAGUGGUUUCUUCUACUUUAUUUAUGAUAAAUAGAUUUUAUUUCCAAAUUGACCAAAAUAAAAAUUCCAUUUACAAACUAGAGUCUUAUUUAUUUGUUUUUGUCUAGCAUAAGUUGACCCUCGAGUAAAUCUCUUCUAUGAUUAUUAAAUGUAUUGUGUGUAUGUAUGUGUACAUACACACACAUAUAUAUGAUAGAUAGGAUUGUGUAUAUGUGUGCAUACAUUCAUAUAUGUGUAUACAUACACAUAUAUCUGAUCUUAGUAAUGAAAUCAUAUUUGCAACACUAUCAAAAUGAGUUGCAAGGAUAGAGAUCUGUUAUGCUAAAGAGAAAAAUCCUAGCUCCUAUUCCUAAGAGGGAAGAUCAAUUAGCAAAGUCACAUAUCCUUCCAUCUAGGCUCAAAUCAGAAGACAAAUUGCUAAACUGACAGCUUAUGCUUUAAGUGUUAGCAUAUGAACAUGUUGGUUGAACCUGGCAUCCUGGUAUGAAAUAAAACACUAAUUCAAACAUUCUUCAGUUCAAAAAUCAAUCACUGUUUCAUUUAUCAGGUCACCAAAGGCCUGUAACCAAAGCAGAGCCAAUUAUCUUGGUUUAUUUUUCUUUUUUAAGUAUAAGCAGAUAGAUCAUGUAUGAAUGUUAUAUGUCCUUUCUGUCACCAUGUAGCAUGACAUAGCUAUCUACCUGCAUAGCAGGAAUUUGUCAUAAUUGGUCCUUUCAAGGAAAAAUUAAUGAUACUGAAUUUUUAUAUGCAUCAUUUGUAUUUUAUCAUUCUAUCACCCUCCCUUGUCCCUUUUAUGAUUGAUUUGAUUGUGUAGUCCUUUAGAUGAAAAAAAAAAUAUGUGUUUCUUGGAAAGUACCCUGUUAAUAUCCAGUCACGUUGUGUCUCCACUGACAUCUGAUAUAUACUUGACAUUUUGACAGAAAGAUUUUGCUUUGUGUAGUAAGGCUUAUUGACUUAAGAGGUGCAGACUGUGCCUAUAUGUAGAUUAAAUACCAUUUAUCAAAUUGUAAGCCUUCUUCUCGUGUUUGUUUCAUUUUACCCCUGUUAAAAAUGCCUAUAUGUCUUUUAAAACCCCAUUUUAAUGUUACCUCCUCCAAGAUAUCUUCAAAUUCUCCUCACUACUGGCAAUGACUUUUCCCCUCUGACUGGAGAACACUUGGUUUCACACUUGUUAAGUGUGUUUAUCAUACAAUAUUGUAAAGUAUAAUUAUCUGUUUGUAUUUCACCAGACUGUAAGCCCCUUGAGGGCAGGGACCUGUGUCCUCCCUAAACUUUGUAUAUUCCCUGACAACAUCUAGCAUGGUGCUCUUUCCACUGUAAGCACUUAAUAAAUAUAAAAUUUUAGCCAAA
Monodelphis domestica (gray short-tailed opossum) is the source of this 9659-nucleotide messenger RNA. RefSeq names its product Ras protein specific guanine nucleotide releasing factor 2 (gene RASGRF2). Gene Ontology annotation, molecular function: guanyl-nucleotide exchange factor activity. Gene Ontology annotation, cellular component: plasma membrane. Gene Ontology annotation, biological process: Ras protein signal transduction. The record is from RefSeq and is a predicted model, not a curated record. Lineage: Eukaryota; Metazoa; Chordata; Mammalia; Didelphimorphia; Didelphidae.